UAUGCACUCGCUGAUGACAUUUUCAGGAAGCCUGGAUUUUUAGUCCUGACCGGCCUAAAGAAGAAAUUGGCAAUCCGCAAUUUAAUAGAGGGAUGUCCAUUUAUCAUGUGGUUUUUGUCUUAUGACAACACAAAAUUGAUAAAGACCAGUUUGACCGAGUUCCUAGUACUCCACUCCAGUCCACUCCACAUCUGUAGAAUUACUGCCUCGGCAUAAGCAAAAUCUCAAUCCCUUUCAUUUUCGGAAAAAGUAAAACCCUUAGCAGUAUCAGCAAAGCCUCUUGAGCAACCAUGGCCACCGCGCUACUCACCAGAUUCCUCAGCCGCACAACCCCCAGGACCACCACCCGUUUGAUCUUCUCCUCGUCUCCCUCCUCCUUCCCCCAGAACUCGGAUGAAGACCCAGCAAAGAUAAUUGCAAUCCGAGACUACAAUGAGGAGCAACCAAGAAGGAUCCAUCAAAUAGCCCAUCCACUCCAAACUGGAGGUCCAGAAGAGGCCAUCAUAAACCUUGUAAGCCCGAUCGGUUGGUACCUUAGGCUGUGCAUGCCGGGGGUUGCAGAAGAUGGCUUCAAGGCUUGGGUGGAUAAGGAUAGCAACACCCUUUUCUACAAAGGGUAUGGCGAGAUUGAGGAUGAUUCUGAGACUUCCGGCAGGAAUUACGGGGGCAACAUAGAAUUUGAACCCAGUCUUUUCAAGGUUGAGGAGAUUCAGCCCAAGAUGAGGCAUGGGAUAUUGAGGAUUCUCGUGCUAGGUCAGCAUCAACCUGGAUCUAAAUAUGACCGGGGUUAAACCCAGUUGGAUUGUGCCUUCUGCUCUUCGAUUCCAGCUAUGUUUAGCUACUUUUGUGAUGGUUACUGGGGUCAUCUUUUGGAUAUUAGUGUAAAAUUGAUGAUAGAUCAUGAUGAUGGCUUGGUCUAUCAAUUCUUGUCUACAGUACUUGACAUAUGAGGAGUAAGUAUCAUGUAGUCU
Molecule: messenger RNA, 971 nt
Organism: Coffea arabica (coffee)
Lineage: Eukaryota; Viridiplantae; Streptophyta; Magnoliopsida; Gentianales; Rubiaceae
Source: RefSeq, a predicted model, not a curated record